AAAGUCGUGAUCGCCGAGGCCGGGGCGAUCCCGCCGCUGAUUUCUCUCGUGCGCGCGGGGAGCGCCAACGCGCAGGCGCAGGCCGCGAUGGCGCUGCGCACCCUCAGUCUUAACGAGGACAACAUGCUGGCCGUUGCAUCGGCCGGCGCGAUUCCGCCGCUCGUUGCGCUCGUCAAGAACGGUAACGAUGUCGGCAAGUCGCAAGCCGCUGCGGCACUGUGGAAUCUCUCACUGUCGAAUGCUGCCAAAGUGACCAUUAACGAGGAAGGCGGACCCGCGGUGCUUCUGGCCCUUUUGCGCGACGGGAGCAAAAACGCAAAGUUUGAGGCGCUCGGGGCCCUGUGUAAUCUCUCCAAGAACGAGGAAUGCAAGGUCACCCUCGCGGCGACCGGUGCGAUCUUGCCGCUCAUCGCUGCUUUACGCGACGGUAUCAACAAGGUGAGUGCCGCCGGGAUACUCUGGCACCUCGCGGUGAAAGACGACUGCAAGAUCGACAUUGCGACGGCCGGCGGCAUUCCGCUCCUUUGCGAUCUCUUGAGCGACGAGCACGAUGGGACGAAGGAUAACGCUGCGGGAGCUUUAUAUGACUUAUCAUUCAACGUCGAGAUCAAGGUUACCAUAAACCAGGCUGGCGGAAUUCCUCCACUCGUCGCCCUGGUGCGCGACGGUCCCGACCCCGCCAGGUCGCGCGCC
Molecule: messenger RNA, 693 nt
Organism: Aureococcus anophagefferens
Lineage: Eukaryota; Pelagophyceae; Pelagomonadales; Pelagomonadaceae
Exons: 1
Molecular function (GO): protein binding
Source: RefSeq, a predicted model, not a curated record